Populus euphratica (Euphrates poplar) is the source of this 2267-nucleotide messenger RNA. RefSeq lists its product as uncharacterized. The coding region runs from base 1015 to 2007 and encodes 330 amino acids. The record is from RefSeq and is a predicted model, not a curated record. Gene Ontology annotation, biological process: auxin-activated signaling pathway. NCBI's taxonomy places the organism in Eukaryota, Viridiplantae, Streptophyta, Magnoliopsida, Malpighiales, Salicaceae. The transcript is spliced from 2 exons.
GUCAGUAGGCUUGCUUGCUUAAAUCACAGGGGAGAAGGUAGAGAGAGUGACUAGUUCCUAUAUGACACUUGUCUACUAUUCGAGGCACGAUGUGAUACAGACCCAAGCUUGCUUCCUUUCAUGUUAUUCUUCAACAUCUUACAAGAGUGUACUGAUUAGUUAGGGCAUUGUCAAAGGAGCACCUGAAUCCCAAAGCGACAAAUAAGAAAGUAAUGAAGGAGACAUCAUCUUUUUGGCCACAGAACCCAGGGCCAGCAGGCACUCAUGCCCCGGAAUUGGAGCCACUAGGUCAGGGAUGUGUACGGCCCCUCUGUUAAAAGACUCAAACCUCAACUCUCACAAAGAAGAGGCAAACUAGAUAUUGCGCUGGGCCAUAUAGUUGAUUAAACUUACACCAGUCAAAAAUGUCUUAGCCUCUUAGUUAAAGAGAUUAAUUAGUGUUCAUAUGAUGUAAUAUUCCGAAUAAUUAUGGAGUGACUUCCAAGCUCUCAAAAGAAGUGUGGGAUCUACCGAAUUCUCCAAAUCUAUAAUGAUGAUAUUCAGUUGAAGUGCAUGGUCAUGUAUAACACCAUAGCCAACAUACUUGAAAGCCAAUCCCCACUAAAACAGGUUAAAACCCUAGAAUCCAAGGAAACACAGCUCUUUGCUCCCCACCAUCCCCAACCAAACCUCUAGUUUUCACAGUAAGAGAAGGAUAAAAGCAUGUUUCUUUACUACGUACCCCAGCUCACUUCUAUAAAGCACAAAAUUCACAUCAAUAUGGGUCUCUUCCAAAAACACUCUUCAUCAUGUAAUGUUAUAGACAGUGGCAAAGUGAUUGAUUGUUAUAAAUCUAUACCCCCUACCACUACUCUGAGUCAUCUCAAACCCAUUCUCUCUAUUCUACAAUCACACAUACCAUACUCCCUUCUCCCGUAAUUCUCCUCCCAUAAAUACCUUUCCAUAUCCUGUAACAUUAACUUCCAAAAUCAACUUUCACACCACAUGUUCGAAAACUUCCAAUAGUUCUCAAAAAUGUCCAUCACAGGACUCUCAUCAGACCCUAGUAAGCCUUACAAGAAGUCCUUGCAUCGGAGAAACAAUUCUGAUGAGCUUGAUGUGUUUGAGGCAGCACGGUAUUUCUCAGGAUACAAUGAAGCAGGUGCGGGGUAUAAUGGUGCAACUUACACACAGAGAAUCAUGAGAGAAGAUCAUAAGAAUUCUUGGAGGGGAGGAAGAAUGAGCCUAGAUGUACCAAUGAGAAAUCCGCUACCUCAUCAUCUCCAUCAACAGCCUCAUACAGUGGAGAAGCAAAUACUGAAAGAGAAGAAAUACAAGCAACCAAGCUCUCCCGGUGGUAGACUUGCCAGCUUCUUGAAUUCUCUCUUUAAUCAAACAAGCUCUAAAAAGAAGAAAUCGAAGUCCACCACACAAUCAAUGAAAGAUGAUGAUGAGAGCCCCAGUGGAAGGAGGAAAAGGAGGAGCAGCAUUAGUCACUUUAGAAGCUCAAGCACAACUGAUACAAAGUCUUUGUAUUCUUCUUCAAGCUCUGGUUUUAGGACACCCUCUCCUUAUACACACCCUCCAACAAAGGGCUGCAAGGAGUCCAGAAGCUAUUCAGAUCACAAGCAAAUAGUUUCCUUGUCAAAGCAGAAUGGGACUGUGAAGUCCACAACUUUCCAAAAUGAGAUAUCGGAUGAUAAAAAGAAGUCAGGUUUCUCUUGGCUGGAGGAGAGAUACAAAUUCGUCAAUGAUGGGUUUUCAGAUCAGAAAACAACCAAGAAUCGCGGUAACCAAUAUUUGGAGAAAGACAGGACUUGGGUUGAUGAACAUUAUCUAUCAGAGGAAAACGAGUUUAGGAAGUUCAAUGAGGUGGAUGAUGGAGCUGAGAGUGAUUCAAGCUCUGAUUUGUUUGAACUGCAAAACUGUGACUUGGGUAUCUACUCAAAUGGUCUGCCCGUGUAUGAAACAACACAUAUGGAUAGCAUCAAAAGAGGAGCAGUUCCAAUUUCAAAUGGCACCCUAUGAAAGACAGAAUUAUAUUUUGUGCAUUUCCCUUUGUUGAACGGUUAUUAAUUGAUGAUAUUACUAUAAGAAGCUGUGAGAAGAAUAUUAUUGCCAUAUUGUCAUGUCUUAGAUCUUGCUUUUCAAUUUUUUUCCUCCUUCCUGUUUCAAUUCCUUUCUUUCUUUUCAUGUCUGUAUGUACAGUGUGGAAUGUUUAUUUGUCUUUCUUUUUCUCUCUUUCUUUCGUGUAAAGACCACCAUAGUAGUGGCUUCCUUAGAUUGUG